Messenger RNA from Fomitopsis serialis, 810 nucleotides. RefSeq lists its product as uncharacterized. The record is from RefSeq and is a predicted model, not a curated record. Lineage: Eukaryota; Fungi; Basidiomycota; Agaricomycetes; Polyporales; Fomitopsidaceae. The transcript has 5 exons. Bases 108 to 809 code for a protein of 233 amino acids.
CCUCCGCUCACCAGCCAGAAUAUAUUUUGUCCCUGCAGAGCUCGUCUGACAGCACCCCUCCCUUUCUCUCCUCACCCGCCAACUCACCGCACAGCACCCUCGCAGCCAUGGUCACCCCCGUCGCCCGAAUCCGCGCCUUCCAACCUUCCGACGACAAGGAUGUCCGUUUCAUUGUCGGGAAGGCUGCCAUGGAGCCUCUGGCUGUCGCCAACAUGAAAGUAUACAUGCAUCCGGUUACACUGGCCAUUUGGGGUGGCUUGUCAUGCAUAUUCAUCCAGUACAUGCAGUGGUGGCCACACCCAGACUACGGCAUCCUCGGAUACCUGCUUCCGCUUCCAGGGUUUGCAUCCAUGGCGGUACCGUUGAUGUUCCUGUGCGAUUGGUUCAACCGACACCCCAUCGAAGAACAAAUGCAACAAGUCCUCCACCGGCCCGACCUCGUCAACAUCGCCGCCUGGUACGCGCGCUCGCCCUCCUCGGGUGUCUGGAUCCUCGAGUUCGGCGACAAGUUCUCGCUCGCCAAGCGCGGCAAGAAGGCCGAGUUCCCCAAGGGCACGAGCUACACCGCCGUCGUCCGCCACUUCUACGUCGACGAGGCGUACCGCCCGGCCGGCGCCCAGCACGACCUCCUCCUUGACCCGACGGUGCAGGAGGUGAAAUGCGACGAUAGCCCGCUGAGGAAAUAUGCGGGCGAUGCGCUCAGGAAGGCGGGCUUUGAGUUGGAGUGGAAGACGGAUAAGAUUGGGAUGCUGGGGUGGCAGAACAGCCUGCGCACGCUGAACAGGAGCAAGUGGACGCCAGUGGCAUAGA